Molecule: messenger RNA, 5252 nt
Organism: Ectocarpus siliculosus
Lineage: Eukaryota; Phaeophyceae; Ectocarpales; Ectocarpaceae
Source: the annotation of a GenBank genome assembly
AUGCUUACGGAGGCGCUGAGGUGGCGAGCGGCGUGCCUUCAGGCAGCGGCGGCGGCGGCGGCACCGUCAUCAGCGGCGGCGGCGGCGGCGACGCAGCCAGAGUCAGCGGGCGGCGUGGCCGCCCUGCUUGCCGCCGGCGACAACCUCUCGGCCUGGUCCAAGAGCGGCGACACCACCGGGCAGGAGAAGAAGGGGAUGCCGACAGCUAGCAGCGGAGCGGCGGCAGCGGCGGCCUCUUCCGGCAGCGGGCGGGAGCUCGUGGCGCAGAUUGUUGCCGCUGGUGUUCGGUCGUUGGGCUGGCACAGCUGGCGAGUCCUCGCCGCGCGCGCCGCUUUCAACGCCCUACCCGGCUCCAACCCCUCCCCACCCGCCAAGCCCACUCUUGCGGACGGGCACGCUCUGCUGGACGCCGUGAUAUCACCAGGAAACGGCAGCGGCGGUAGCGGUGCGAAACCCGUUGCCGUGCUCGAAGGAGCGGCCCUGGCGACAGCGGCAGCGUCCGCGGAGUUUGCGGCGCUUCGCGAGGCCGUCGCGGCGAAGGAUGCGGCUGCGACGAUGGCGUGGAAGUGGCGGGAUGCCGCGACUAGCGGCAGCGGCGGCGGCGGGUGGGGAAGGGCGUUUCCCGCGCCGCCGUCGACGACGUGGAAGGAGGCGGUGGCCGUGGCGGCCGGAGGGGGGCAGCGGCGGCAUGUCGUGGCGGAGUGGGAGACCUGGCGGAAGUCCGCGUCCGGGCUGGUGGAGGGGAUGGAAGGCGUUCUUGCGGGCGUGGUGGACGCGGCGCCGUCGCUCCGGUCGGCCCUGGAGGUCCAGCUGCAGGCCAGGAUCGAGGCAGGUCGCUGGCUGGUGGCCUCCGGCGGGGUCCUCUUCCCGACGGGCGGCCGCAUUCCCACCCUCGAUUCUACGGAGACCCUCGUCCAGACGCCGCCCCCACCGUCUUUCUCGGCGACCGCGCCCUACAAGCCCGGGGACGACGCGCUGCCGGUCGGUGACGACCCCGCCUCCGAUGGCGCUUCGGUGGCGGCGGCCGCGAACCAGCGGCAGAGCGCGGCCGUCUUUGCCGACGUCCUCGCCGGCCUGCAGGAGCUCCGCGGCGAGGCUUCCUCCUGGCUGACGGAGGCUAGGGGGUUGUUGGCCGGGGCGGGCGGCGGCGGGAGAGCGGGAGGUGGUGCGGCGGUGGCGAUGACCGACGGGAGCGCGAAGGCGGUCGAGGCGUUGCUUGCCCGCGACGUUGUUCGGGCUAUGCAGUUACCCGAGGAGAAGCUUCUUCGAGACGCCCUUCAGUCCCAUGGCCAGUGGGACCCUAAGGUGUUGGCUAUCCUCACGGUGCCGGUGGCGGCCGGCGGCGGCGUAGACAGUGGCGGCUGGCUCGCCCCCGCUAGGACGCUCUUGGCACAAGCGCCGACGACUCUGCCACCGGGGUCGAGCCACCUGGCGCUCCUAAGGUGGACGAUCGCUGUCGGGGAGACGGCUCAAGUCAUGCUCGCUGCUACCACAGGGGGUGCCAUGAGCUUCAACGAGAGCAGGCCGGCCUUCACGGACAUGGAGCCGCUAGCCGAGCGAGGGAAGACUCUCCUCCUCGGCGGCACCGGGGUGGCCACCCUGCUGUCCGCCGUCGGCAUCGCGCCGCCGGCGGGGGUCGUUCCCCUGUUGGCGGCCGCGCCCCCCGCCCCGCUCUCCCUGCGCCUGGGCGACGGGCCCCUCACCGCCCUGUCCACCGUCGAGGCGGUUACUCGGGGGGUCGACGCCUGUCGCCAGUGGGUGGCGGGGGCGACGGCGCUUGCAUCCCCCGGCGGUGGCGGGGGCGGCGGGCUCGACGGGGCCUCCUCCGCGCGGCUCGUGCAGGAGCUGCAGGCGAACCGGCAGCUGCCUUACGCCGUCGACGGUGCCGGGUUCGGCGGGGGCCUGCGCGCCACCCUCGCCCACGAGCUGAGCCUCAAGGCGCCGGAGCACCCGGAGCUGGCGCACCACCUCGGGAGCAGCGUCGGCUCCUUCGGGGGCGUCGCGAACGGCAUCGUGGACGACGAGGACGACGCCGAGGGGAUGGCGGGGGCGAUUGACAUGAGCGACGUCGGGUGGGCCAGCAGCAGCGACCUCGACUCCGCCAUGGCGGCCAUCGACGUCGUGGGCGCGGCAACGACUACGGAAGCACCGCCACCAGCACCAGCACCAGCAGUGUACCCUCUUGCGAGGGAGCAACACAGGCAUUCGGGGGCCACCCCCGCCGGUAGCAGAGGCGGCGGCGGCGGCGCUGCCGCGCGCAACGGCGGGACGAUCAGCGCCAGGGCGGCCGGGCUGCAGACCGCCAGCGUGGCGCGCGCGGUGCCCCCCCCCCUGUUCACCAACCCCGCGGCCCCCACCACGCGUGGCUCGAGGAACCAGAGGACGUCCCCGUUCAACCUCAAGGCGUGCUCGGCGUGCAAGAAGGGCCGGAUAUCGGUGGACUGCGGCCCCGACGGGGAGCGGCCGGGGUCGCCGCACAACGCCCGGACGGCGGCGGCGGCGGCCGCGGUGCGGGACGCCGCCCUCGCGGCGAAGGCGGCGGCGGCGGCGCCCGGCGCGGGGGCCGGGCCGGGACCGCGCUCGCCCGCGGCCGAGAGCGCGUCCUCGCUCCUCGACCGCAUGCUGGGGACGGCGGCGCUGCCGCCGCCGCCGCCCGCGCCGGUCGUCAAGGCAGCGGUGCCCGCUCCCCGGGUCGCGCCCGGCGCGCCCGCCAUCGGGGGCGCCGGGUUGAAGCGGACACGGAAACUCACGGCCGGGUGCGACAAGCCGGUCGGCAGGGACGUUGCCUUCUGCUCCGACGACUGCGUGGUCUCGGCGCAGAGGCAGGCUGUCCACGCCCUCGUGGCGUACCACCAGAAGCAGCAGCAAGCGGCGAGCCGCCGCUCCUCUUCUUCGAAGGCAGCCGCCGGCGCGGCGGCUAACGGGGGUGGUGGCGGCGGCGGCGGCGCGGCGGCGGUAGGGGCGAACGGAGAGGAAGGCGUUGGUGCGGGGGGCGUCGGAGGGGAGGCCGUCGCGACGACUGCGGAUGGCGAGUCGUCGUCAGGAGGUUGCACAGCGAAGGACGAGCAGGCCUUCGCCAAGGGGCUGGAGGCCGUGCGGGCCCGGAGCGCGCAGACUGCCGGGCAGAGGUUCAGGCACAAGGUCAUGGACCGGUUCCGGGAGCUGUUCGCGGAUGGGAUGGCGGAGCUGGGGGUAGACGCGGCGGACGCCGCCGUGCUCUGCGGGAUGCUGGCCUGGGACCUGGAGCACGAGCUGAACGCCUUCUCGCGAACGAACCGGGGGGUCUACAAGGAGAAGGCGCAGUCGCUCCGCUUCAAUAUCAAGUUCGCCAAGAACCCCGAGUUAUUCAAGGAUCUGCUGUCGGGCGGUACGAGCAUGAAGACGCUCUGCGGCAUGUCCACGGACGAGCUCGCUUCCUCGCACCUGAAGGAGGAGCGGAAGCGCAUCCGAGACGAGUCGUACGCGGGCCACCUGAGGCAGGAGGACGAGGGCAACGAGAUCGUGUACAAGGACGGCGCUCUCCAGAAGAUCGACAAGGUUAAGGCCGAAGCCACCAAGCAGAUGCUCGAGGGAGGCUCCAAGAGCAAGGGUGGUAGCAAGACCGGUAGCAGCAGCAGUGGCGGCGGUGGAAGCAGCACCGGCGGCAGCGGCAGCAAGAAGCCCCGAAGGGUGAAGUCGGAGGACGGUGGCGGCGGCGGCGGCGGUAAGACCAAGCAAGAGGCCGGAGACUCGUCCGAUGAUUCCGGAGACGACGAAGCGAAGGAUGGAGGCGGCGGCGGGGGAGGGGUGAAGAGGUCGGAGCUCCUAAAGAGGAGGCUUUCUGCUAGCUCGGAUCUCGACGGCGGGGAUGAUGGCGGGGAGGGGUCGGCGGCGAAGAGGAUGAAAAGGCUGCUCGCUGUCGGGUCGCCGAUAAUCGGCGACGUUCCCAAGCUGGAGUUCCCGAGCGCGCCGCUGCCGGAAUUCCCCAGCUCCCCUUUGGACAAAAUUCCUUCGCCUCCGGGACCGGGGGAUGACUCGGAUGACCCAGACGACGGGGGCCUGAGAACAACGGACGUGGGUAGAGGAAUCGGGGGCGGGGACGGCGUAGAGUCGGACGGCGACGAAGGCAGCGGCAACACCGCCAAGAGGAAGCGCAGCAAGCACAGGCGCGACAGCAGCGGCGGCGGCGGCGGCGGCGGCGGGCUGCCGCGCCUCUCCUCGCCCCCGGCUUCCCCGAACGCCGACAUCGACAUGGACAACGGCUUGAGCGAGCCCCGAUUUUCUGCCACUAACGAAGACGACGACGACGACAAUGACGGCGACGACGACGAUGACAUGGAGAUUGAGGAGGAAGAGGAAGCAGAGGAGGCCAAGGAAGUAAAACCGUCUCGGCACUCUGCGCCCCCCCCCGGCGGCGGCGGCGGCGGGGGUGGCCGACCGGUGACUCCUCCCCCAGAGGUGGAAGGUAUGACGCGCGUGGCGCCUAAGCCGGGUAAAGCGGGGCGAGCGGCAAAGAGUGAGAACUUCGUGAUCAACGAGCCAGGACGAGAGCCCUUCUACGUCCACGCCUUCCAUGGGGGCGGGCCUGAGCACUGCGUCGACUUACAGGGGCGGCUUCCACGGAAUCUGGACGUUGAUGGCCGCGUAUCGAUGACCAACCUCAACGGCACCAUGAAGUCGAGGGCGGCGGGCAGCAUCAGGGUCCUUGUCCUUCGGCCCGGGGGCGGUGGUCCUCACAACCCCAACGUAUUGAACCGCUUCUGCCAAGAGUUCGCCGCGUACAAGAAUCAGGGCCGAGCCGGGUACUGCUUCAAGCAGUUCGACAAGAAGCACGUGGAGUUCCUCUACCUCGUGCCUCCGGCGCUGGCGCCACAGGUGCCGUUGCUAGCGCAGAACCCCGCCGCCCAGGGCCACCUCGUCUGCCUCGUCAUCACGGUCGCCUCCGCCGUGGUGCCGCCACCGGCACCGGUGAUGUUGGCGCCGCAGCCACCCCCACAGCAGCAGCCGCCGCAGACGCAGUACCUGUACCACCCCCCGCCGCCGACCUUCACGCCGUCCGCCCCGGCUCAGCAGCAGCCGCCAACGCCCACCCAGCAGCAACCGACGCCUCCGCCACCGCCACCUCCCCAACAGGUUCAGCAGCAGGCCGCACCGCCGCCGGCCGCGGCCCAGCUGGAGACGCCGCCGGGCCCGCCGCCACGGGCACCCGUCGGCGCGCCCCCCGCCGCCGCCACGGCGCCGCUCGGUGGCGGUGGUUUGGUGCCGCCGCAAAU